CUAAGUCAAGUUCGGAGUUCUGAGUCUGAUUGCGUUGGAAACAUCGAACAAACUUCGAAUCAGAAAAACCCCUCAUCCUCUUCUAUCUCUUUCUCCUCCAAUUUCAACAAAAUCCAACUACUCUAUUUUGAAGAAGAAACCCCCCUUUUUUCCUAUCAUGUCUCUCAAACCGUCCAAUUCGUCGGAGAAUCUAAUACUUCCGGUAUCCGAUCCUCCGAAGGACAUGGACGGAAGAGAGAAAGCCGACGAUAAAAUCUUCAAAGGUUCCGCCAUGACCAAACGAGGAGCCUACGCUGCCAUUUCUUACAUGUCCUGCGCAGAUAAAUACCAUUACAUAAUAAUAAUAUCUAUUUUUUGUUGUGUAGUUCUCUUGGUGAUGUUCAAUAAGGCAGCUCUUUCAUCUUAUAACUUCCCAUCUGCAAAUGUCAUCACACUUCUUCAGAUGGUAUGUUCAUGUUGUUUUCUCUAUGUAUUGAGGCGUUGGAGGAUAAUUUCUUUCACCACUGGUGAAUCUUUACAUAUAUCAGAUAACUCAACAAAGUUUGUAUCACUGAAGACCUUGAAGCACACUCUUCCUCUGUCAGGAGCAUAUUUACUUUACAUGCUAGUCACCAUGGAGUCUAUUCGUGGAGUAAAUGUUCCAAUGUACACUACUCUUAGGAGGACCACCGUGGUAUUUACAAUGCUUGUAGAGUUGGUUCUGGUGGGGCAGAGGUACACACACUCUGUCAUUUUCAGUGUUGGCUUGAUUGUCUUUGGUGCAUUUGUUGCUGGAGCACGGGACCUCUCUUUUGAUGCUUAUGGCUAUGCCAUUGUUUUCAUGGCAAACAUCACUACAGCAAUAUAUCUUGCAACCAUUGCCCGCAUUGGAAAAACUAGUGGUCUUAAUAGCUUUGGACUUAUGUGGUGCAAUGGUAUCAUAUGUGGGCCAGUUUUGCUUGUCUGGACAUUUAUUUGUGGUGACUUGAAGACAACAAUCAAUUUUCCUUAUCUCUUCUCUCCUGGUUUUAUUGUUAUUUUGCUUUUUUCCUGCGUGCUGGCAUUCUUCUUGAAUUACUGUAUUUUUCUGAAUACAACUCUAAAUUCAGCUGUGACACAGACAAUUUGUGGCAAUCUGAAGGAUCUGUUUACUAUUGGCCUUGGCUGGAUAAUUUUUGGUGGGCUACCAUUUGAUUUUUGGAAUGUAACUGGUCAAUUUCUCGGUUUUGCUGGCUCUGGUUUAUACGCCUACUAUAAGCUCGUUGGUAAAUAACUUGCUCAAGUCCUUUAUAUGAAGUUUUUUCCAAUUAGGGAAAACCAUUUGCUUCAGUCAACUGGUCAUCACUGUAUCCCUUUAAAAGGGAGAAGAAUUUGAAUCAAACUCAGAUCUAUGGAAGUUGUGAUCGACUGAUCUAUAUAUUUAGGAAGUUUUGCUGAGUGACAAGUUGACAUACAAACAUUUUCUGGAGAAUCAGACUAGACCUGUUGUCAUGGCUCUAGUGUAUUCAAACCUUUGUUGAUUUAGUAGUUUGUUCACCCAUUGCAUUUGAUGAAUCUUGUGCAGCCCUCUCGUUGUAACUAUUAAGGAGCACUGUAUUUUUAUAGCAAAUCCAUAGUGGAGAGAGAAAUUUUUGGAGAUUAAA
Molecule: messenger RNA, 1622 nt
Organism: Gastrolobium bilobum
Lineage: Eukaryota; Viridiplantae; Streptophyta; Magnoliopsida; Fabales; Fabaceae
Product: UDP-N-acetylglucosamine transporter UGNT1
Exons: 10
Coding region: 158-1252 (364 amino acids)
Cellular component (GO): Golgi apparatus
Molecular function (GO): antiporter activity; GDP-fucose transmembrane transporter activity
Source: RefSeq, a predicted model, not a curated record